This is a messenger RNA of Macadamia integrifolia, 864 nucleotides long. Its product is annotated as ruvB-like protein 1. The record is from RefSeq and is a predicted model, not a curated record. Gene Ontology annotation, cellular component: NuA4 histone acetyltransferase complex; Ino80 complex; R2TP complex. Gene Ontology annotation, molecular function: DNA helicase activity; ATP binding. Gene Ontology annotation, biological process: regulation of transcription by RNA polymerase II; chromatin remodeling; box C/D snoRNP assembly. The coding region runs from base 136 to 849 and encodes 237 amino acids. The transcript has 5 exons. Lineage: Eukaryota; Viridiplantae; Streptophyta; Magnoliopsida; Proteales; Proteaceae.
CUGGUAUAGUCUUUCUGCGAAACCCCAAAACUUCCCGCUUCCUCUGCUCGUCGCCGAAAUAAAAGCGUUUGGGAGAAGGAUACUUGGGCGAGUGUGUAUAUCUAUCAGCGAGAGAGAGAGAGCCAGAGGGAGGAGAUGAAGAUAGAAGAAGUGCAGUCCGCCACUAAGAAGCAGCGAAUAGCUACUCAUACACAUAUCAAAGGCCUUGGUCUUGAGGCCAAUGGAAGGGCGAUACCUAUGGCCGCUGGGUUUGUGGGUCAGGUGGGGGCUAGGGAAGCAGCAGGUCUUGUUGUUGACAUGAUACGCCAAAAAAAGAUGGCUGGCCGGGCGCUCUUGCUGGCAGGCCCUCCUGGCACAGGGAAGACUGCGUUAGCCCUUGGAAUAUCUCAGGAACUUGGAAGCAAGGUACCAUUCUGCCCAAUGGUUGGAUCAGAAGUAUAUUCCUCAGAAGUCAAGAAAACCGAGGUUCUAAUGGAAAACUUUAGAAGGGCUAUAGGUCUUCGUAUAAAGGAAAACAAGGAGGUCUAUGAAGGAGAGGUUACUGAACUCUCUCCAGAAGAAAGUGAGAGCACGACUGGUGGAUAUGGUAAAAGCAUCAGUCAUGUAAUCAUUGGGCUGAAAACUGUCAAAGGCACGAAACAAUUGAAGUUAGACCCAACUAUUUACGAUGCUCUGAUUAAGGAAAAGGUUGCUGUUGGUGAUGUUAUAUAUAUUGAGGCAAAUAGUGGAGCGGUUAAGAGGGUUGGUAGGAGUGAUGCUUUUGCUACCGAAUUUGAUCUCGAGGCUGAAGAGUAUGUUCCACUUCCGAAGGGAGAGGUUCACAAGAAGAAGGAGAUAGUUCAGGUCUGAGUUAUUUCCACUACA